GGGUAACAGCAAAAGCAAGAAGAAGGGGAAGGGGAACAAGGAUGGCGAGAGCCGCGGGGGUGCGGAAGAAGAAGAAGAAGGAGACGAGGCCGACGGCGGGUUCGGGCGCAUGAGCGAGGUCGUCGUCCUGCGGAACAUGCUGGAGGGCAUGCCGGACCUCAUGGCCGAGAUGGAGGCUGGCCUGGCGCAGGAGAUUGGCGAGGAGUGCGGCGAGAGGUACGGCCGCGUCGAGAGGCUGUUCAUCGAUGUCGAGGACAGGCAGGUUUUCAUCAAGUUCACAGACCAGGUCUCGGCGCUGAGGGUAAGAAGCUUUUUAACAUCCGCACCCGCCAAACUCUUCCAAUCCUCCUCCCAUUCUGCACCUGUCGCGAGUCGAGGGAGAGCUAGCUGACAUUAUCAACCCCUAUUUUCAGGCCGUAAAUGCCCUCGAGGGCCGCAUCUUCAACGGCAACACUAUCAUGCCUAGGUUCUACGACUCGGACAAGUUCGAGCACGGCGUCUACAAGUGAGAGGGUGUAUGCAUGACCUGAGUAUAGGCGG
Molecule: messenger RNA, 540 nt
Organism: Phialemonium atrogriseum
Lineage: Eukaryota; Fungi; Ascomycota; Sordariomycetes; Cephalothecales; Cephalothecaceae
Exons: 1
Coding region: 110-391 (93 amino acids)
Source: RefSeq, a predicted model, not a curated record